AUGUUUCCCGUACCCAACUCUACCCUCCCUCACUGGCGGACGGAACUCCACGAUCUCGACUCCCAUCGCAGCACGCCGGAGCUACCCGACAAACAGGACAUCGUCAUUGUAGGCGCCGGCUUUGCGGGCGCGUCGCUGGCUUACUACCUGCUGAAGGAUAGCCCCGACCCCGUCCAAGCCGAGCGUCACGAUCCUGGAGGCCAGACAGGCCUGCUCCGGCGCGACUGGUCGGAAUGGUGCGUCCUACACAGACUCUUCUACCUCCUUAUGCCAAUGGACCACGAGCUCGUACAAUCCAUGUCGAGCGGCCACCUCCGCCCCGACGUCUUCAGCGGCGUGGCGAGGUGCCUGCAAAUGCGGGGCCUCGCCAUCGCGAACGAAGUCGGCCUCUUUGAGCUCGCCAACGCGGAGGCCGUGACGGCGCUCGUGCGCGACGAGGGCAUCGCAUGCGACCUCACGCCCGUGACGUCGGGAUGCGCGUUCGUGGACGACGCCGAGGGGGCCAAGGCCAAGAAACUGUACGAUGAGAUGGUAGCACUCGGGUGUCCGACGCUGGAGCAUGUCACGUACCACGGCGCCGAGGACGCCGAGAGCGUCUCGGGGGUCAAGGGGGCGUGGGCGCUGUUUACGUUUCCGGCUGCUACUAUAUGGCCUUAUAAGAUGGUGAUGCACCUCCUCGCGCUCGAUAUUGCGAAUGGCGCCAACCUGCAGACGAACACGUCGGUCCAGGAGGUCUCCCAGACGCCGGACCCCGACGGCUACUGGACACUGAAGACGCCGCGCGGGUCGACGAGAGCGCGGCGGGUGGUCUUUGGUACGAAUGCGUACACGGGCGCUGUGCUGCUGGAAUACAAGCACGCUAUCUACACCAACCGCGGGACCUGCGCGCGAAUCGUGCCAGUAGCCGCCGUCCCUUCCUCCGAAUCGGACUCAGCGUCGCCGCCGAGACAGCCCCUGGCCUCGUGCGGCAUCUGUGUGAGGAGCCCGGGGUCGAUGGAGAGCUACUACGGGAUGCAGCUCGACGGCAGUGUCAUCGUCGGCGGCGCGCGGAGCAGCUUUCGCAUCCCAGGCCAGGAGGGGCUGUGGUUGCGGACGGUGGAUGACGCGUCGCUGAUCGAGCCGGCGGUGCCGUAUUUCGCGGCCUGGGCGGGGAAGAUGCUGCUGGGCUGGGAGGACGUGGAGGGGAGGGUUGAGAAGGUCUGGACGGGGAUUAUGGAGAAUACCACGGACGAGGCACCGCAUGUCGGGGAGGUACCGGGGAAGCCUGGUCUUCUUAUCUGUGCUGGGUUCGAGGGAUAUGGCAUGCCCAAUGUGCUGCUCUGCGCGAAGGGACUCGUCAAGGUGAUGGAGGAUGGGUGCCCCUUUUCUGAGACUGGGGUUCCGGCGUGUUAUGAGACGAGCUUGGAAAGGCUGCGAGCCGCGACUCAGCAUUAA
This is a messenger RNA of Anthostomella pinea, 1434 nucleotides long. NCBI's taxonomy places the organism in Eukaryota, Fungi, Ascomycota, Sordariomycetes, Xylariales, Xylariaceae. The record is from the annotation of a GenBank genome assembly.